CACUGAUGAUCAGUGUGCCCUGAUGAUCAGUGUAGCCCCAGCAGUGCCACCUGUCAAUGUCCAUCAAUGCCACCUCCCACUGCCCAUCAGUGCCACAUCAAUGCCACUGCCCAUCAGUGCCACAUAUCAGUGCCCAUCUGAGCUGCCUUUCAGUGCCACCUAUCAGUGCUGCCAAUCAGUGCCGCCUAACAGUGCCAUAUAUCAGUGCCGCCUAUCAGUGAUGCCUGUCAAUGCCCAUCAGUGCCACCUACCAGUACCUCCUCAUCACUGCCACCUAUCAGUGCAGCCUAUCAGUGCCCAUCACUGCAUCCUCAUUAGCGCACAUCAGUGAAGGAGAAAAAUCACUUAUUUACAAAAUUUUUAUA
Staurois parvus is the source of this 365-nucleotide messenger RNA. NCBI's taxonomy places the organism in Eukaryota, Metazoa, Chordata, Amphibia, Anura, Ranidae. The record is from the annotation of a GenBank genome assembly.